Molecule: messenger RNA, 702 nt
Organism: Eimeria tenella
Lineage: Eukaryota; Apicomplexa; Conoidasida; Eucoccidiorida; Eimeriidae
Source: the annotation of a RefSeq genome assembly
AUGUUAAAUAUAAAUAUAUUAGAUUUAAUAAAAAAAAAAAUAAUACCUAUUAAAUAUAUAAUAAAACCAAAAAAUUAUUAUCGUGAUAAUUUUUUAUAUAAUAAUUUUAAUAAAUAUAUAAUUGAAUUAUUUAAUUUAUUAAAUUCUUUAAGUAUUAUAUAUUUAUAUAUAUAUAAAUAUAGUUCUUUAAAACAAAAAAUAUUAUUAUCUACAGAUUAUAUUCAAUAUAUAUUUAUAUUAAAAUUAAUUACAUCUUUAACUUCUAAUUAUUAUAUAUAUAGUGAUAUUUAUUCUGGAAUAUUUUCAAAUUGAUUUUUUUUAAAAAAAAAAUUAAUUAUAUAUAAUUGGUUAAGGUAUUUUUUUUUAACUAAUUUAAUUAUUAAAAAUAAUUAUAAAAAUAUAUUUUACAUAUAUUAUACUUUAUAUCUUAUAUAUCUUAAAUUAAAAUUAAAAUAUAAUAAUUUAAGAAAUUUAAAUACAAUUCCUAAUUUAUUAAUUUUUAUUAUUUUAGAAAAAAAUAAAUUUUUAAAAGAAAUUUUAAAAUUAAAUAAAAAUAUAAUUAUUAUUAGUAAUAAAAAUUUAAAUAAAAAUUUAUUUAAAAAUAAUAUUAAAAUAAUUACUGAUACUAAAAAUUUAAAUAUAGUAUAUAUUAUAUUUAAAAUAAUAACUACAUCUAUAUAUCAUGGUAUAUUAUAUAAUUAA